AUGACAUGUAAAUUAGCCAAAGAAAUUUGGGAUUUCCUCAAGAAAGAGUACAAUGGAGAUGAAAGAAUCAGAGGAAUGAAAGUACUGAACUUGGUCAGAGAAUUUGAGAUGCAGAGAAUGAAGAAAUCUGAAGCCAUUAAGGAUUAUUCUGACAGGUUGCUUCUGAUUACAAAUAGGGUUAGGAUACUUGGAACUGAACUUAACGACAAUAGAAUAGUUCAAAAGGCACAAGAACAACGAAGGAUGAUGAGGCGAGAAGGAUCCAUUGAGGUAGCCCUAAAAGCAAAGUUACAACUUGAUUCUAGUGCUGCCAGGGGGAAUAAAAGAAAAGGAAAGAAGGGAAAUUAUGGAAAUUCUGAAGCUACAUCUAAAAAAAAUGCUACAGCCACCGCUAAAAAUAAAGAAGGCAAAUAUCCUCCUUUAUCAACAUUAUGGGAGGAGAAAUCAUCCACAUUUCAAGUUCAUCCCGAGAUUAUCUGCAAAGAUAAGCAUUUACAACAACAAAAUGAAGAACAAAUUGUAGGCCAAGAGCGAGAAGAGCAAUUGUUUGUGGCUACCUGCUACGCAAGCAAAAGUUCAAGUGAAAGCUGGCUUAUUGAUAGUGGUUAUACGAACCAUAUGACCAGUGAUGAAAAGCUUUUUAGAGAGCUUGACAAAUCAGUUAAAUCAAGAGUCAAGAUUGAAAAUGGAGAAUACCUCACGGCAGGAUAG
Capsicum annuum is the source of this 711-nucleotide messenger RNA. RefSeq lists its product as uncharacterized. The record is from RefSeq and is a predicted model, not a curated record. Lineage: Eukaryota; Viridiplantae; Streptophyta; Magnoliopsida; Solanales; Solanaceae. The transcript is spliced from 3 exons. Bases 1 to 711 code for a protein of 236 amino acids.